This is a messenger RNA of Peronospora farinosa, 984 nucleotides long. The record is from the annotation of a GenBank genome assembly. Lineage: Eukaryota; Oomycota; Peronosporomycetes; Peronosporales; Peronosporaceae.
AUGGACGUGCCUCUUGUAUCAUGUGGUCUUGCGCCGUCAGUUCUGGCAGCGCUCUUCCGCGCCGGUUUUCGGUAUCAGAAAGACCUGGUGAGCGUCUCAGCGCGUGAAUUGGCCAAUGAGGCACAAAUUCGUGUGAAAGAUGCCGUGCGAGUGCUGGAGAUUGCCCAGGGCGGUGACAAUUCAACGACAGUGGGAGAGACAGCACUGGAUCUUCUGCAGGAAGUGACAAAGACGAGACCAAUUGCCAUGCGACUCUUGGGACUGGACGGACUAUUGGGUGGUGGCUUGCAACGUGGUGAAGUGACGGAAAUUUGUGGUGGUCCUGGAACUGGAAAGACACAACUUGGUAUCCACGCUUGCUUGGCUGCGCAGUAUUGGACAGAAGGAACGGGAAAAACUGGAUCUGCUGUUUUUAUUGAUAGCGAAGGAAGUUUUAUUAUUGAACGAGUUGCGUCAAUGGCUGAGCAUUUUCUAGAAGAUUUUUGUCAGCUUGGACUGAAAAAGCUGACACGAGACGACUUAUUGCGAGGGAUUACGUACUACCGUGUGCAUGAUUACUUGGAACAAAUGGAAGUGCUGUAUUCUUUACCAGCCUAUUUCCGAGUGACGGACGAGUGCAAGCUUCUAGUGGUAGAUACCGUUGCUUUCCACAUUCGCCAUGGUUUUGAUGACUUUACACAAAGAGCACGAGCAUUGGAUAAUCUUGCUACCCUUUUGCAUGAACUAGCAGCUGACUUUGAUUUGGCUGUGGUGUUGAUUAAUCAUGUCACUACCACAGCAUCAUCGAAUGAGAACCUCGGAUUACAGCAGCGGCCAGCACUGGGCGAAAGCUGGGCACACUCGAUACAAAAUCGGGUUGUUUUCGAAUGGAUGGGGACUUGCCGCGUAGCUCGCCUGGUGAAGUCAGCUACGCUAGCACAUGACUCGGCACCAUUUGAAGUUUCUGAGCGGGGAGUGCGCGAUGUUGCCGACGAUGAGUACUGA